AGGGAAUUCUUUAUUCACGGGAGGAAAGAGAAAGAUCUCAGUGGACCCCUCCCAAAUUGAGGAGGAUGGAAUCGACCCCACCAGAAGAAGGAUCGAGCAUGAAAUAUCAAUGGAUAAAUCAAAGAACAGAUAUUCACCAGAUGACCUGGGGCCAGAUUUUGUCGUGGUGGUUCGCAGCAAUGAUGGCCUCAACAUUGGCCGUCUACAUCCUACAGCCACAACUAGAAUUAUCUCAGAGAACCAUAGGGGCUAUAGUCACGCUAAGACCACAGGCGCCAACAGAAUGGCAAUCUACUUCAAUACUCCAGAAGCAGCGAAUAAGUUCCUGGACUCCAACACCUGCAAAAACAAUAACUGGUCAGCGGAAAUUCCCAUCACAAGAAUUACUAGAAUUGGAGUCAUUGACAACUUGGAUGAGGUUUUCACUCAAGAAGAAUUCAUGGAGGCAGCAGAAUCAAACAUCAAAAUUGUCUCAGCUGAGACCCUUUCAAAAAGAGAAGGUGAAAACUGGAUUAGUUCCAACUCUUGGAAAAUUUACUUCUCAGGACAAAGACUUCCAAAGUACAUAUCCCUCUAUGGACUUAGAACUCCAGUGCGAGAAUACGUCCAAACAGUUAAGAGAUGCAGAAAAUGUGCCCGAUUCGGCCACAAUUCAAAUGACUGUAAAGGAACUAGACCCAGGUGUGCCAAAUGCGGAGACAACUCCCACACUUUGGACAACUGUGUACCGUCAAAACAAAGGUACUGCAUCUACUGCAAAACUAGCGAACACUCAUCUGAAGAUAAAGAAAUUUGCCCAAAAUGGAAAAGCGAACGCGAAAUCAGGAAAAAAAUGGCUAGAAAGAAUAUAUCAUACGCUCAAGCAGCCAGAAGCUCCCACCAGAGACCUGCACCCCAAACUUGGUCUCCGCAUAGAGAACAAUUCCCCAGACUUCCUAAACAGAACCUCCAGGAUAAACCAACCAAGAAUCCAACCAGCCCCCCUAGAAAACAAGGGGAAAAAAUCCCUAUUUCAAGUGAGAUGUUUGAAGGCUUCCUUAAAGUCUUUUCCAACCUCAUCGAACAAGUGGUCACCCUGGCUACAAGUGCCAGCGACAACCGCACCACGCAACAAGUGGUGGAACAAGAAAUGCUCAAGGUAUUUACAACAGAACUGGAAUAUGAUGUCCAACCCGAGACCAUUGAUAUUGAAUCCCAAGAACAAAUGGACUGCUUCGAAGCCCCUCCUGAACCCCAAAAAUCCGCUCAGCCCCCCACCGACCCAAGCAACUCAAAGCAAGGCCCUCCUAGACCCAAAGCUAGGAGCUCAAUCCCACAAAACAGGGACUCUAAGACCAAAGGGAAGAAACCUGCCCAGGGCAACCAAGAGCUCAAACACGAUAAACCAAACUCCCACAUAAUCCAGGAAUCCCAAAUGUUCUUCCUAAACCAUAAGAAAAUGGGCCAAUACUGGAUCUUCAACGGACUUCCCCCUCUAGGAGGACGUGGAAACACCAUCUGCGUCCACACAUCAGUAAAAUUUGAAACCAUCUCUAUAGACCUACCUGAUGAUAUAGGAAUAGAACUUACAGGAGUAAAGAUACUCAAAGAAGAUAAUCCACUCUACAUAUAUAGCAUAUAUGUCAUUCCAUCUAGAACAACAACUCCUCAAAGCUGGUCUCUAGUCUCAAACAGUAUCAAGCAACCUAUGAUAAUAGGAGGAGACUUUAACGCCCAUCACCUACACUGGGGAGAACCCAGAAACGAUCCAAGAGGAACCCAGGUAUUUGACUGGAUCACCUUGAAUGAUCUGACUCUACUGAAUAAGGGCCAGGCGACCCGGCUGGGCAGGAACAACCAAAGAAACACAGUGAUAGAUCUAGCCCUCUCCUCCCCUACAAUCUCUCUAGCAACAGAAUGGGAAUUAAUGGAAGACUCAAUGGGAAGUGAUCACAUCCCAGCUCUGAUUACCAUCCAGAUGGGUAGAGGAAUCUCCCCACUUAAAAAAUUCUUUACAACAAGAAAAUGGAAGAUAGAAGAAAGGGACUGGGAGAAAUAUCAAGAAGAAAUCAGAAAUCAUGGCAACCAACUCUGGAAAAAACAGAUAAACCUCGCAGCAUACAACGAAUUAGUCGCCCUCAUGACAACAGGUAUGGAUAAAGCAUCAAAAAAAAGAAAGGCUAUUUCCACAGGAGCUAAACAUGCCCCAAAACCAUGGUGGAACCAAGCAUGCCAAGAAGCUGUAGAAAAAAGAAGAUUAGCCCUCAGAGAACUUACUCGUCAUCGAUCCCCAGAAAACCUGGAAGCACUAGAUGCCAUAAAAAAAGAAACAAAGACUCAUCAACAUAACAAGAAAUGA
Messenger RNA from Thrips palmi, 2338 nucleotides. RefSeq lists its product as uncharacterized. The transcript has 2 exons. The annotation marks the transcript as partial. NCBI's taxonomy places the organism in Eukaryota, Metazoa, Arthropoda, Insecta, Thysanoptera, Thripidae. Gene Ontology annotation, molecular function: catalytic activity; zinc ion binding; nucleic acid binding. The record is from RefSeq and is a predicted model, not a curated record.